Molecule: messenger RNA, 387 nt
Organism: Aphanomyces invadans
Lineage: Eukaryota; Oomycota; Saprolegniomycetes; Saprolegniales; Verrucalvaceae
Exons: 3
Coding region: 1-387 (128 amino acids)
Source: RefSeq, a predicted model, not a curated record
AUGGUGUACUUGCGCGAAAUGUUUGUCUUGGAGUUCUACAUAGCCAACAAAACCCACGAGGCGUCCGCUCUCCGUGCAGUACAGCGCUUUCUGCAGCGCCUUGGCUACAAGCGUGGCAAGAAGAAGGGUUGUACGUCGUAUCACUUGUCCACAAAGAACGCCCUACUCCAUGACGAACAGGCAUUGGGCGCUAAGGUCCAUUGCAUGGACAACAAGCUCCUGGGCCUCGACAUCCUCACUGGCGGCAAAUUUGGGAAAUUGCUCUCGGAGAUGGACCAGCUCCAAGUGACCAACGCACUGAUCGUCAUGGAUAAUGCAAUAUUCCACAAAGGGUGCCCUGCAGACACUCCAUCAAGCAGAAUGCGAAAGAAGCGUUUGCAGGACUAA